Messenger RNA from Aureobasidium namibiae CBS 147.97, 1002 nucleotides. RefSeq lists its product as uncharacterized. The record is from RefSeq and is a predicted model, not a curated record. Bases 1 to 1002 code for a protein of 333 amino acids. The transcript has a single exon. Lineage: Eukaryota; Fungi; Ascomycota; Dothideomycetes; Dothideales; Saccotheciaceae.
AUGGGUCGUCCUGUUCCAUACACCUGGAAACCUGAAAGCUAUCGACCCGUUGCGCCUGCACCGCCUCCUCCAAUGCCAGUCUUACUACCCAUUCCUGUUCUGAUUACUCCUUGUGUUGUCGCGCCUGCACGGGUGCCCGCGCCUUUGGAAGGAGUAAAAGUCGCUGGUUCAGACACCGCAGCAAAAGGCAAGGAAAUGGUCGUGGUAGAGACGAAAAUGAAAGUCAGCGGUACUUCAUCAAAGACUGUGACCAAGAUUGCCAGCAAGCCCGCGUCAGCAAAGGCAGAAUCAAAGGCUAGCUCCAAAGUGCCAUCAAAGGCACCCUCAAAGGCACCAUCCAAGGUACCUUCAAGAGUUCCUUCCAAAGCACCAUCUGCAGCAAAAGCACCUUCGACAGCCAAACCACCAGCAAAGCCCGCCUCGGCAGCACCUGCAAACUCCACUGCCCCAUCCUCCAAAAAGUCGUCAACCCCCUGCGCCGCAAAGACAUCAGCUGCGAUAGUAACCGCAAAGACUAUCGUGUCAGUCUCCACAGCAGUAAGCAAGAACCUCCCUUCCGUAGCUCCAUCCACCGCCGUCUCCGCAGCGUCAACAAAACCCUCCGCGAGCCAAAAGGCCACAAAGACAAAAGCCCUCACAGCACCAACCCCACCAUUACCCGGUAUGAAACUGAUGUACGCCAAACACCACACUUGUCUGCACGUCCUGCGCGCCAAAGUCUGGGAAGCGUGCUGUCCUCGUGCCAAAUCUCUUGUCGCCAAAACCUUUUUUGUUCCUUGCAACACUACCGCUGCGGAACUCAUGGAGCAGUUACUCGGUAAGCAAGCAGCAGAAGGCUGGGCAUUGACGGAAGUUGUGGAAAAGGGAGAUGGAGAGUGGUACAAGGGCGGUACCGUGGUGUGGGGGGAUGCCAAAGCUGAGCAAGGGGUCAGGGGGUUGGGAUGGACGGAGAUGAGGGGAGGGGAGAGACCUCCUGUUUGGGUUGUUUUGCACGAGGUUUGA